Polyodon spathula (Mississippi paddlefish) is the source of this 3859-nucleotide messenger RNA. Its product is annotated as RING finger protein 44-like. Bases 202 to 1527 code for a protein of 441 amino acids. The transcript is spliced from 11 exons. The record is from RefSeq and is a predicted model, not a curated record. NCBI's taxonomy places the organism in Eukaryota, Metazoa, Chordata, Actinopteri, Acipenseriformes, Polyodontidae.
AUUGUGCAGGAACAGCUCAAAACUGAAGCGAUGCACUGAAAAUAUGAAAGAGAUGUGAAAAGGGAUUAUAAUGGGACAGAUCGAGGGAUAAAAUGCCUGCAAAUUAACAAUCAGAGUGAAGACAAUCCCAGGCCGAGACACAAGUGCCUCCAGCACGCUGUACCCCCGCUGCAGAGCCUGACUUGCCCCCCGACGUCACCAAUGCGACCAUGGGAAAUCGCGGUGAAUAGGCGGCCACCCACUGCCCCCUUCAAUCAGAGGAGAUUCCCAGGGGAGCCCUGCAAUAUCCCAGCGCAUCUCAGGAGGAGCCCUCCAGUGAGACGGCAGUGGGGGCGGCGAGACAGACCCUUGUUGCACAGCUCUUUGCAUCAGGAUGAGAAUUUCCACCACGCCCUGUUUGCGCAGCAUCAGCAGCAGAUCUCUUUAGAUGAGUCAAGACCGUACAGUCACACCAGCAUACCCCCACGAAUGCUGCACCCUGCUGCCCACCCGCCUCAGCAGAAUCCCAUCAUGGUGGACCUCCAUGAGCAGAUGCAUCAGGGGCCAAUCCCGAUUUCAUACACGGUUACCACGGUGACGACCCACGGUUUCCCAAUCCACGCCGGCCAGCCUAUCCCAGGGUGCAGCACUCAGCAGCUCCCAGCAUGCUCGGUAAUGUUCAGCGGACAGCACUCUCUGCUCUGCUGUCUUCUUCCUCCUCCCCUGAUCCAAGCCUGCACAAUGCAGCAUUUGCCAGUAUCUUACCAAGCCUUUCCGCCUCUGAUCUCCAGCGAACAUUUUAUACUGCACCCCCCUCCGCCUGUGCCGCCACACCAACCGCCUCACCUCGCUCCCCUGAGCCAGUUCGUCCCUCUGCAGCCACAGCACCCCCGCAUGCCUUUGCAGAGGGUAGAGAACGACGUGGAGAUGAGAGGGGACCAGCACCCUGUGGGGGGGUUCUCCUACCCCCCUGCCCACCACCCACCAGCAAUGCCUCCGUCUGUGCCCCUCCAGUACCUCCCUCACGACCCUCUUCACCAGGAGCUGCCCUUCGGAGUGCCAUAUCCUCACGUGCUGCCAAGACGUGUGAGUGGGCAGAGGUACCGGCUACAGCAACCCCUGCCCCCUCCCCCACCCCCUCCACCUUACUACCCCAGCUUCCUGCCGUACUUCCUCUCAAUGCUUCCGGUGCCUCCGACUGCAGUAGGACCUGCCAUCAGCCUGGACCUAGAUGUGGAUGACGUGGAGAUGGAAAACUAUGAGGCGUUGCUGAACCUCGCUGAGAGGCUGGGAGAGGCCAAACCUCGUGGACUCACCAAAGCCGAUAUAGAGCAGCUUCCAUCCUACAGGUUCAACCAAGAGAACCACCAGUCUGAACAAACUCUGUGUGUUGUGUGCUUUAGCGAUUUUGAGUCAAGACAGCUGCUGCGAGUCUUGCCUUGCAACCACGAGUUUCACGCAAAGUGUGUUGACAAAUGGUUAAAGACCAAUCGCACUUGUCCAAUCUGUCGAGCCGACGCUUCAGAAAUCCACAGAGAUGCUGAGUGAAACUUUUCUUUGUUUUAACCAACAAGAAGCAGCACAAUAAAUGGAGACCGUUCUCUUGGAGAAACGGGAAUCUACCGCCUACCCCUCCGUAUUCCCCCAAGCCUUUUCCUCUUGAACAAUAAGCAAUCUAGGAUCGUAUUUGGGGCUCUGUUUUACCUCCGCUGUGCAUCAUGUGAGUUUGAUGAAAGCUACUGCCUAGUAUAACCGCAUAGCCACCAAGUUCUGGAGUUGUGUUGUGUGUACUUUUUGCGAUCGCCCUUGUGUUUCUGAUACUCCAAAGAUUUAACAGGUAAUAUCUGUUCUUGUGUUUUAACUUUUUUGGUUCUAUUUGGUUUUCUAGUUGAUGCUAGAAUCAUUCCAAGUACUGCAAAGAGGGGGAGUGGGGGGUGGGGGGGUGAAAUGGUCAUGCAAUUGGCAGACUAAGAAAACAAGGUUAUUUUGGAAGGAAACAACCAUUCCACUGAGCUGGAGGGAGGCUUCACUUUCUGAGAUGCAUGUUUGUAAAGGUGAUGGGCAAAGUGACUUGUUGUUAAUAAUGUAUGUUACGCAAUAAUGUAUUUUGAUUUCGUUUUUUUUAAUGAAUUGCUGAAUGCUAUCGUAAAAAGUACGACUUGCAGUGGUAAAAGGUGCAGUAUCUUUUUAAGGCCUGAGGUAAGGUGGGCUUGUAGUGAAACUGCCUUGCAGUUUUGGAAACUUCAAACAAAGAAGCCCUGAAACAAUGUGGGUUAAGGAACAAACGCCACUGUUACUCCAGCAGGGGGCAUGUUUCCAGACUGACCGAGUUGGCAACAGAAAAAGAAAGGCACAGGACAAGCUGCUGUUUUGCACAGCAUUGCUGGGCUCUACUGAACAGUAUAACUGGCCCUGGAUACUCACCCCACCACAGCAGUAUACAGUCAUCCAGCUGCAGUGCUUUGUACUCUGGAUGGAAUGAAGGCAUGCUAGGAAUUGCAUGGACUGUUGACUUAGCCGAGCAAUAUGUAAAUGGAGAUCAAGUACUUCUUAAUCAAGCGGAUUACUAGGGUUACUGAGAGCAUGGCGUUGGUCUGCAUUCUACCCGUCCCUGUAGAGAUCUAUUGGAUCUGUUUUGUGAUUGACGACUUCCAGUAGUCUUGAAGAAGGGGGCUGCAUGGCACCCUGCAGAGAGUGCAGAUCAAUGGGACAUUUCUUCCCGAUGCGAGGGAGGCCUGCUUUUCUUGUUUGUGAGCCAAAUAUUUAAUACACUCCUCCUUUUUAUUUUCAGCUAUGCCUUUCAACACCUUGAGAAGCACAAACAUGUAUCACUGAGGUUUUAAAGAUCUAACAAUUCUUUCUCUGCCACCUUUCUCCUUGUUGUUUUUUUUAUAUAGACAUGUUUGGUUGUUUAAAGGGUUUUAUUUCUUGCUUUUAUCUUCUGGAAAAGUGCAGGGUUCUGGGAAGGAUAAGGUGGAAGCAAUACCAUGAGGUUGGCUGUUAGUUUUUGAAAUCCUGGUAGGGGUCUCAUGUACAAGAUGCAGCAUUUUUAAAAGACAGCUUGAAGAGUAUUAUAUAACAAGACAUGUUUCACUUGUAUUGUCUUGUUUUGAAGACAGAAGAAUGUUUAAGCAAGCUGCAUAACCUGGGUUCGCUAUUGGUGACAGUAAUAGGGUGAGUUCACAGUGCUAAUAUCAGUGCUGGAGCUCGCUGGCUCUGCUGAGUAAUGCACUGGACUUUUCCCCUCUCAGCCCCUCUUGCUUGGAUCUUAAACACAAUGCUGUGGUGGUUGAGGAUAUAUUAAAUGGCUUUGAGAGUCCUUUGUGAAUAGGGAAUACCCGUUGUAGCAUUGCCCCAGUUAGCCCUUAUUGUCAACUAGUCUUUACAUAAACAGUGGAGGCUUUCAUCCCUUCAGCUGGGGUUUGACUCGCUGGCAAUGGCUUGCCUUGGCAGGACUCUAGUGCCCCUAAUCGUAGCUGUUAUCAAAAGCCAUUUGGAAUAAGGUAUAUGCCACCAUGUAGAAUAUGACUCUAUAUACACAGAGCUAACUACCGGUAUAUGUGUACAUAGAAACCUUUCUUAUUUGAAUAUGUUGUGAGUUGUCACAGAUUUCACUCAGGGGCUUUCCAAUUUAAGAAAAAUCAAAGGAAACAAAAACAAAUUUGAAAUCAAAAUGUUACAUGAAAUGGAGAUACCUUGCUUUUUAAAAGUGUGUGUGUGUGUGUGUGUAUGUAUAUAUAUAUUUCUGUUGUGCAGGCUGUAUGGGUGUUUUUAACGCAACCAGUUCAAUUUCCAUUCAAUUUUUUUGCAGAGAGCAAUGAAUAGCGCAUCUUUUAAAGACAGGCAUGCAAGCAAAAAAAAAGUAUAUUUUAUAUAUAUA